Paramuricea clavata is the source of this 8872-nucleotide messenger RNA. The record is from the annotation of a GenBank genome assembly. Lineage: Eukaryota; Metazoa; Cnidaria; Anthozoa; Malacalcyonacea; Plexauridae.
AUGUGCAUCAUACAAACGUUUUAUCACCUGUUUGCACUGAAGGCUUUCUGUGACGUCACGACUGAUGGAGGAGGAUUCAUACUGGUUGCAAAAAAAGAUGACCCUGUUACCUGGACUGUUCCAUCUUCAAACGAAACUGUCGAUCCUCAUGGAAAACCUCACUGGUCAAGUAUUUUUGGAAAAGUAAAGAUGUUAGAUAUACGUUUUCAAAUAUCUACAACAUCAAAGUUUGAAAAUACAAAGGCACACUGGUGAGGUUUGAUUAAAUGACGGUUUAUUAACUGUAUUACUUAAAUGGUGUAUACACAAAAUGCAUAUUGAACGAGAUAAUAAACAGUUAAUGGAUAAACUUUUUUUGCGAUAUGCAAAAUUAUGAUCAAGGUUGAGGUAAGUCUUAUCAGUCGAGCCGAAGACGAGAUUGAUAGCACUUAUACCGAGAUCACAAAAUCCAAAUUCAAUAACUGUUUCGACAAACGAUGAUUUGUCGCACAAAACAACGUUUUGGUUCUCAAAAGAAACAAUGAAAACGAUUUGAAAUAUCACAAUUAUAACAGUCACAAUUAUAAUCACAAUUAUAACAAUUUACCUACUAAAGUUCCGAUAAAAAUGUCAGAAAGUCUAUUUUUUGGACAAAAAGCAUUCACAAAAACGCCGUUCGUUCAUUUUGUUUGUUCUUGUUUUAUUCGUGUAUCUACAAUUGCAGUUUGUUAUAAAAUUACAUUCCGCAGGCCCACUCUACACAUGGUUCAGUUAGUAGAUACAGUAACUGAGUUAUGUGUAGGUUGCGUGAUUUCCGUAUUAUAUUUAGCUGUAAGAUAUUAGCCAAUCAGACGACACGUAGUGAUUAAAAUAUUCAAUAAUAAUAAUUAUUAUAACAAUAGACAUCAUGCAUAACGUCACAAGACUUGAUGUGCACUGAGAAUUCUAGUCGUAGUAGUCACUGGGGUAAAAUUCAACUGACAAUCCAAUGUGGCUACUGUUUUUCCUUGCUUGGGAAGUCGAAGUGUAAAAACUUAUUCGGGUAGAUACGACGAAAAACCACCCUGCAUGCUGAGACUAAAAAGUCCACUGGACCGUCAAGUCGCAAAAAUUCUUAAAGUUAAAUUUGUUGUUAAAGUGUAUGAUUGGAAGGCGAAUGAAGUUUAGCGUUAUCACUUAUGUUUUUGCCGUUCUGAAUAUACAAUAUAUUGUUUUUAUCAACUAUUAAAGGAGCUUCAGAUUGACAAGUAAACGUCCUUUUGGAGAACUUCUUGUACGCAAUUUUGGAGGCUGUACCAGAGAUAAUCCUGGCAUCGGUGAUAUUGCAUUUGUUAAGGAUCUUCAGACUGGAAAAGUUGUAAACAAGAACUUUCGAUGUUCAGUAUUCAGUGGGCAUGUUUCAUCAUUAAUUGGAUGGGUACGUUUUUAUCAGCAGAUGAUUUGUCAGUCGUAAGCGAAAUAUUAGGAGUGUACUAAGUGCAAAAUACCUCACUCCAAUUAUAGACACCAUUCACGAAAAAACAUUAACUGUGCUGGCAUGUUAAUACUGAGAAUUACUGUAAUAUUUCUAUUUAGGGGAAAAUGAACAAAUGCCUUCAACAGCCUUGCUCUCUUGGGUUUGCGUAUUUUCCUGGAUUGAAAAACUUAAGAUUAGAAGAUUCAGGCUCAUAUAGGUAACGAAUAUCUAUUAAAUAAUUUAUGUACAUUCUGUGAAUCAGAAUAUUGAAAUCAAUUCGGAGCCUGGGGAUGGAUUUCAUGCUGCAAAAACGUCGAGCAUAACAUUUGCCAGCUCUUUGUGCCAAAUGCAGCUUCCCAUGCCCAUAUAGGUCGCCUGGAAACAUUGUAUAUAAUGAUCAUGGUAUAUAACAUCAACCAUAUGAUUAUAAAAUUAUUAAGCUGAAUUAAAUAGAAUGUGAAUUUUCACUACUAAAAUUCAGAAGCACCAAAUACAGUUUGUACAGUAGAGUCGAGAAUAUAGACUUCAUGAAUGUGCUCAUUCAAUAAUGUAGUAUGCAUAUGUAAAAUCUUUCCUAGUUCAGUACUUCCUGGAUAGACCCAGGUUGAUUUUAUGCCUGCCCGGAAAAAUGUAGGCGAUAUGGUUCCAGUCUGAUCAAUAAUAACUUUUUGCAUAUACAUAGUGAACUGGAAAGGACCAGGAAAAUAUUGUACUUGCAAAAUAGUAUAUUUUAAACAUGUUCUGUUUAUUCAACAGUUACAGUGCACACGGAAAUUCAACAAACUCUGGAAUUUUACAUAGCAGUAGUGCUUUUGUUGGCUGCUCCCAUAAAAAGGUAAAUAAUCCCCUACUUUCCUCCUUGUCCUCACCUCCAUUCUUGCUUCCUUUGCAUGUGUAUAUAUAUUUACUGUUUCCUAGCAAGAAAGUACUGUCGUGUGUUUUAGUGUUGUGCAUGUUAUGGACCCAAAGGAGGAAACAAGAACUAUUGCUUAACAAACUGCACAUCAAUCAACGGAGGAAUAGUGAAGAAAAAAGUCCAUGUAUGGAUAUGGAUUCGUUCGUCCAUUCCCACACGAGCCUGGAGAAAAUGUGUCGAGUACAUUGUCACAGACAAGAACGGGAAGAAAGAAACAUACAGCGUAGACGAGGAGACAGGAAUACGAAGAGAGGUACGUGAAUAAUUUGUACCAAACACGUUAUAGGCAGAACCAACUGCAAUUAUUAGAUAAAAUAGUUGUGUGGGUAUCUUGGCAUAAAGCAUUCAAAUCAAAAUUCUGAUGCAUGGGUAAACAUAAUUGAAACGUUGGAAUCACAUUUUGGCAACCGUAGCAGUUUUCGGAACUGUAGAAAACAUUAUCCGUGUUUGUAUACAGUUAUAGAAACACGCGUGGGUGUUUAGGAGAGCGAGAUAUAUUCAGUGGGAAAAUGAGCUAAAUGCGAAAUUUCCAGGUUAUUUCGAGUUCUCAAACCAGCACAAGUGUUUGUAUAACUGUAUACAAACACAGGAAUUGCUUUUUAUAAUUAAUUUGUAGUAUAACGCAAGAAUAAAUUGCUAUAAAAUAGGUUACGUUAUAUUCUCUAUGUGAGCUGAAAAUUCCCUUUUGGGCUGUUUUCACACAAUUUCAUUCUCAAAACUAGUAGUAUCACAUUACUAUAUAGAUCACCGCAAUAUCACAGCGCGUGUUUAAAUUGUUUUGUUUCGUUUUAAAUUAAAAUCAAAGGUGCGACAGGGGAAGUUUUCUGUGUUAUUUCCAUACAGUUAUAGAAACACGUUGCUCGACUGGUCAACGCUCGCGUGCUAUACUGUAAAUGUUAUUAAUAUUAAUAAUAUACAGUCAGUGGCGUAGCGGAGGAAGCCCUUAGGCAUAUUUGGUGGGGGCCCCUGUUGACUGUUGUUAUUGUUUGACUGAGAUAUUAAAUUUAUAUUGAAAUUUACAUUGAAUGUUCUGGAAAAUCCCGUGUAUAUAACAAUAACAGUCUCCAACACAUGUAACAAUUAAUGAGAAUAACUUUUGUUUUAUUUUUGAUAUGGGAUAAAAAAUCAGCUGCCGUUGUCGAUGGAGGCUUUAAUAUUUAGCAUGAAUUUUGCAUUUUCUCAUUGAUUCUUAACCUGCAUUUUUUACGUUCUCUAAUUUUCUGUACGAUAGGCCGUGACUAAUGGGGGCCCUAACUGUCGGGGGCCAUUAGUUUUUUAGUAACCCUACCCAAUGAGCGUUACGCCAAUGAUAAUAUACCUGAAAAAAUUUCUCAAUUCUAAUUGGCUAAGAGCAGUGCAAUUUUUUCGAAAUACAGUGCCAAAAAGUGAAAUACAGUGCGAAACAUGAAAUACAGUGCAAAAAGUGAAAUACAGUGCAAAAAAUGAAAAUAAUAAAAAAAACCCAAACAUUACGAGUGACAAAAUUUUCUAAUAAAAUUAUUUAUAUUAAAACGAUCUAUUUCGCAUGUGACCUACGCACGCGCGCGCAUGCGACUGUAUAAUAUUUUCAUGUAUAUUAUUAAUAAGUAAUAGUACCGUUUCUCGUCCUUCCUACUCGUGCAAUUUUGAUCGUCUUUAAAAAACUCACUCGUGCAUGUUUUUCCCAAAUUGCACUCGAAACCAUACUAUUACAGUACGUAUACAAAUUAUAUUAUUAUUUAUCAAAAUGUAUGGGCCUCGACCAAACAGACUCCUUAACAUCCACGUGGCACUGGUGUGACGUUUGACAGAUGAAGCCAUUAAUAAUUUCAUUUUCUAAUGAAUAUAGGGUAGUUGUGCUUACUCGGAUGAAAUAAAGAAGAAUGGUGCGGUAAGAUUAAGUACAAUUUGCAACACGAGCAUUCAAGAGUGUUUUGAAUGAUUUAAUUUAAAAUAAAAGGCACAUCUAAGAAUUUUAAAGUGAGAGUACUUUAAAUAUCCGUAACGAACCUUUAUUGUAUUUUUUACUUGGACUAUAAGAGAAUCCUGUCAAUAGACCCAGUUUUUCAGAAUAUUAUAUUAUCUUAUUCGUGCAGGUCUUGGUAGUUCCAAAUGAAGAUGCCGUGAAGAAAAUUCCCUCUGCUCCUGGUCUCUUACUCUACCGUCCAGAUAAAGAAAUACUUUCAGUUCGAGGGGCGAAAGAUUGGAAGAAAAUUGCCAUGCACAACGAGGUAAACCAGUACGUGCACCACACUACUGUGAUAUAUUGCGGCGCAUUCAUGAUCAAUGCAUGGCGUCAAUUACCUCAUUUCAAAAUGCAACAGAAAGUAAAAGGAGAAUUCAAUUUAAACUGGCCUAUCUUAAUUUGUACGGAAUGAACGAAAGAAUGUAUAUACUUUACGAGGAAGUGCGUUCAAUCUCUUAUCUCAUACCUAACGUAUUAGCGGCUUUCCUACUGGCUACGAGGAGGUGCGUUCAAUCUCUUAUCCCAUACCUGUGUUAAAAGCGGCUUUCUGAUUGGUUUAGAGCAGGUGAGUUUGUCGUCGAGCUCACCUGCUUUUUGCCGAACUCACCUGCUCUUCGCCGAACUCACCUGCUUUUCGCCCGAACUCGUCCGCUAAACUGCUUACGUUGCAAUAACAAUAACAAAUAUGGCGGACAAGAUUUAGCCGAUAAACCUAAACUUUAAAGAACUUUUUUCGGUGACUAACAUACUGAGACUGAAGAAAAACCAAAGAAAAAAUGCAGUAAAGGUAAUGUAGACGUAGAUAAAGAAGUAUUUUCUUGCCCAGUGAUUUUUUUUGCCGGGAAAAUGUUCACACAACAUCGACGAAUAUAUCGCGAAGAGCUACAAAUGUGUGUAUGGCUCGGUGUAUGGGAUAAAAACCAAACGUACUUGCAGGUUCGGUGAGUCCGGGAUUGGACGCACCUCGGGUGGCUGGAAGUUUCCCAAACUCACCUCGCUUCGCUCGGUAAGUUUGGGAAACUUCCAGCCACCCUCGGUGCGUCCAAUCCCGGACUCACCUCCCUGCAAGUACGUUUGUUAUAAAACCCACUUUAUGUUUGGAGGGGUGUUCGAGAUCGACGUUUUCAGCGGAAAGCCAUUAUGAUGCGAUGUGAACAAAUUUCAGACGAAGAUUUAAAUAAAAAAUAAAUUGAAAAUAUGACUAAAAUAUUGUGUAAAAUAGACUUUACAUAUACAUUGUGUAGAUUAUUAUUAUUUUUUUAUUAAAAACAUCUUUAAACACGGUGACUAAUCAACCAGUAUUAAAAUAUUUACAAAUCGAAAGGUUGCUUUUCAUUAGGCCGUGAUGAACACAAACUACAACGCCCCCUCCUUCCCCCAGUGAACCCCUCCCAAAGAGUGUAAAAGAUACAGUUACUAUUUAUUUAACUGACUACCCCUCCUCCCCCCAGUGAAGCCCUCCCAAAAAGUGUAAAAAAUACAGUUACUACUAAGUUAACUGACACUUUGGUUCCAGACUUUAGCAGCAGCAUAUCUGAAUGUUCUACACAAAAAUAAAUUAAAUAAUGGUUAAUUGCGGCAACUGAAUUGCAUCUAAACGGCACAUUUGGCACAUUUAAUAUCCACUGAAAUAUUAACCAAAUUCUAAUUAUUGGGUUAACAAUUUUCUGAUUCUGCUGAUAGAUUGAUAGAUUAUGAUGUAUUUGAUCAAGUUUAUAUCAACUAGUAAUGGUGAUAAUAAGUAUUGACGAAAGAAGGGAAUCCAUUUAUCAUUAUAGCUUUAAUUAUUAAUAAGAGGCGGCGCAGCCCAUUGAGAUACCAGGGAAUUAUCAGUGGGGCCGCAGUGUUUAGCUACGAAUGGAGUCUUAAAAGCUUAUAUUAUUUAGUUUAAGGUUGGUGUACACGUCGAAAAUAUAAUAGUUGUUCAAACCAAAGUGGAUAAAAAUGCCGUUUAUGAGUUAAAAUGAAAAAUACUCUCUAUAUACUGCCAUGACACGCUAGGACAAAAUGUCUACAUUCAAUUCUUGAUUCCAAACCAUAAUUUUUACACCGGCAUUUUACAUGUAGGUUAAAUAUCAACAACAAUUGCUGAAUCAGCAGGAGAACAGAACUGAAGAGAAAUUGGAGAAACAGAAAGAGUCUUUGGAAAAAAAAAUUAUCAUUGCUCAAAUUGAACUUGAGAAGAAACUUAAAAACGAACAGCUACAACAAGAGAAACUGGAAAAGCAGCUGAAUGGCUCUAUAAUUCAACGAAAGGCUCUCGAGAAAGAACUUGAAAAACUGGAAAAACGUUUUAAUAACACGUUUGAGGGUGAGCAUAUUUCCCUUUUAAAAUCAGGUUAAAUCUUAUUUAUUGUUAUUAUUAUUAUUAUGAAAAUUUUUAAUAGGAAACUCUCUCACGUAAAGUGAUUUUCAGAGAGGUCCUGCAAAACGUACAUGUAUAUUGUACUAAGAUUUGUAAAAUGUUGACCCAUGAAAAUUACAUGUUCAGAUAAUUUUUCAGUCGAAUAGAAACAUAUAUCCAAACCCCCUUAAUUAAGCCCUCCCCUCUAUGCUUUCGAUAAAUCAUUGUAAACAUGCAUGUUUAAUUUCGCCGUUCAACGGCUGGUUAUGCAUGCAUAGAAUGUGGUCACAAGACGGUGACAUCACUGAUAUUUGCGCAUCGCGUGCACGAUCUGGACAAGUGAAAUGCCGCUGAGUGAUCGUGUUCAAAUAAGCCCCAACAGGAGUGAGAUUUUCAUGAAGCUAAUAGACACAUACACACAGAGUGCUAAAGUUGAUUUAUAACCUAAAAAUCACAGGCAAAAAUCUUGAAAUGAAAUGAUUUGCCCAUGUAUUUUUCAUGUAUUGCAUUAGAAUUGCGUAGAAUUUCCAAUGCAGAGCGGUCAACAUUUUUUUGCAAUGUAUAUUAUGAUGGGGUAGUUUAUUGUCGUUUUGUGGUUAGCUAGCGGGUUCGCUGGACCUUAUCUCCGGUAAACACCUUUGAGUGUUUAAAGAAAUGCCGGAACGAGCGCUAGCUGCUUCAAGAACUGACUCUACUAUUUGUAAUCUGCAGACUUUAUGAUCAACUUUAUUUAAAAUUAUUUGGGUUUGUAAUGCUCUUGGUUGGAUAUCGCUUGACGAACGUAGGGCGCAAAUGAAAGCCAGGAUCGUGGACAAAACGGUCAAUCAAAUAGCCCAUCAAGGACUGUGUGACAUUUUUCAAAAUUUGAACUCACUAAAUGAUUAUAAUUUGAGGGAAUCUUCGACUAUAGGCUUUUUAUUCCAAGGCCUCGGACGGAAUUCCUAAAAAUAAGUUUCGGUUACAGUGCAUGGGGCUCAAAUAUGGAAUCAGAUACUUGGAAGAGAUAAGAACUUCGGUAUCCAGCUAAUUAUGAUUCGUUAGUGUCAAAUAAAGUUGAUCAUCAUACAUCAUCAGACUUUAUGCUCAUGCAACACGUUAUGCAGCACGCACAGUGGCGCGAGAGCAACUCGGCACGCCACGUCAUAUUGGAAGUUCCAUUCAUUCCCAUGGAAACGAAUGAUUACCAGCUGGUUUUUUUCAUACAGGGGCAUACCUCGGAUUAUUAGAAAUUUUUAUUCAUUUAUUAGACCUAACAAGAAGCAGCUGCGAUAAAUAUUGCUAAUUUAGGCCGUCUCAGGAAAGAAAUCUGCGGUUUAACAAAGUCCAGUUGUCUAACUUUAACUGCAAGUUAAUCUAUAUGUAUAUAUACUAAGAUGGUGUCCGUGUAAGGUAUGGGUAAAUAUCGCGAUUUAAUUGGGGCAUCUCAAUCGUUAUAGCAUUAAAUGUUGAAGGAUUUAUGUAGAUGUUUUUAGAAAUUGCGAGUAUAGAUUUUAUUAUACUUCACUUUAUUUUUUUAUUAUAACAACAAAUCUCGAAGAACAAGAUUGAUUUAUACAAUGCUUGAAUCACUCAGUAUAACAAUUUUAUAAUUAUUCAGAAACCUUACCUUUAAAGAGCUCAUAUUUCCAAUUAAAAUGUUUUUAAAUAUGUGUUGUGGCCAAGCGGGUGCUAUUAACUGGCGUUUCAAUUCAAAAGGGAACCUAGAAAACCAACAACGACGACGGAGACAAAUCAUUCAUUGUUUAGUCAGUUUUAUAGAUUCCCAAAUAUUGCGUGGGAAAACGAAUUACAUCUGCAAGCAACUGUCACUGUGCACGUGGGGGUUACUUUCGUGACUUUUUGGUCCUCUCUGUUUAAGUACGCGCUGUGUUCCUAAUUAAGUGGGUGCUAUAUAUUAACACGUGUUUCAAUUCAAAGGGAAACCUGGAAAACCAACACUGCAUACGCAGACGCACUAAUAUAUAUUGCCAAAAUAAUUUAUGUUUAGUCCUUUUCAUGGAUUCCAAAAUACUGCGUGGAAAGAGUAUUUACAUCAUCCAGCUGUCACAAUGGGUUCUUUCUGCGUCUUCUUGGCUAUGCUACCGCGCAACUCGAGAUGGCUGGAGUUCACACACCUUUCAUUCUAAGUGUGACAACAAAGGAGCAACUGUUACGAUUAUCCGUGUUGGUUCCUACAUUUUUGGCGGAUAUUCAGACGCAUCAUGGGGAGGUAAGACCGCAUUCACCAAAUGA